GGGGAAGAUACAAAAGGCUUGCUCAGAGUCCGUCUCUGUUGACAACGCUGCUGUUCUCGCCCACCCUGUGACCGCAACUCCCCAUAGAGCCCAUCUUCAACUCCCACAACCGGGAACAGGAUCCACAAUCCAAUCCCAGCAACAGAGUCGACAUCAUCAUCGGAUCCGGCGCCAUGAAGCUUAGCACCAUCCUCUCCGCCGUUGGGCUGGUCGUCUCGGCCGGCGCCGCCUCGCUGCAGCAGGUGACCAACUUCGGCUCCAAUCCCAGCGGCGUCAAGAUGUACAUCUACGUCCCCGACAAGCUGGCGGCCAACCCCCCCGUGAUCGUCGCCAUCCACUACUGCACCGGCACCGCCCAGGCCUACUACAACAACAGCCCCUACAAGGGCCUUGCCGACCAGAAGGGCUUCAUCGUCAUCUAUCCCGAGUCGCCCUACUCCGGGACCUGCUGGGACGUCUCAUCCAAGGCGACCCUCACCCACGACGGGGGAGCAAACAGCAACUCCAUCGCCAACAUGGUCAAGUAUACCCUGGAUAAGUACAAGGGCAACAAGUCCAAGGUCUUCGUGACGGGUUCUUCGUCGGGGGCCAUGAUGACUAACGUCCUGGCCGCGACGUACCCCGACGUCUUCGCCGCCGCAAUCGUCUACAACGGCGUCCCGGCCGGCUGCUUCUACACGAACUCCGUCAACGGCUGGAACAGCACCUGCUCGCAGGGCCAGUCCAAGGCCACGCCGCAGCGCUGGGCUCAGCUGGUCUACGACGCCUACCCCGGCUACGCCGGGUCCCGGCCCCGCAUGCAGAUCUACCACGGCAGCACCGACACCACCCUCAACUACGCCAAUUACCAGGAGACCAUUAAGCAGUGGUCCGGCGUCUUCGGCUACAACCCGGACAAGCCCGUCACGUCCUCCCAGAACACGCCCCAGGCGAACUACCGCACGGAUGUGUUUGGCGACCACCUUACAGGUGUCUGGGCCGUUGGUGUUGGGCAUACCGUCCCGAUCCGGGGCGCUGACGACAUGAAGUUCUUUGGUUUGUAGGAGUCUGGGAUUUUUGGAGAGAUCUUCUUGGAUAUAUUAAGUACAACUUAGUCAGGACUAGUCUGACAGUAUAUAAAGUUAAACCAGCUUGAGGCGUUUGCCUGGUGUGCUUGUGAACAACUCCCC
Molecule: messenger RNA, 1169 nt
Organism: Colletotrichum destructivum
Lineage: Eukaryota; Fungi; Ascomycota; Sordariomycetes; Glomerellales; Glomerellaceae
Product: Putative esterase, PHB depolymerase, alpha/Beta hydrolase
Exons: 2
Coding region: 174-1043 (289 amino acids)
Cellular component (GO): extracellular region
Molecular function (GO): hydrolase activity
Source: RefSeq, a predicted model, not a curated record